Triplophysa dalaica is the source of this 4890-nucleotide messenger RNA. Its product is annotated as serine/threonine-protein phosphatase with EF-hands 2-like. The transcript is spliced from 15 exons. Lineage: Eukaryota; Metazoa; Chordata; Actinopteri; Cypriniformes; Nemacheilidae. Bases 2762 to 4858 code for a protein of 698 amino acids. The record is from RefSeq and is a predicted model, not a curated record. Gene Ontology annotation, molecular function: protein serine/threonine phosphatase activity; calcium ion binding; manganese ion binding. Gene Ontology annotation, cellular component: cytosol; nucleus. Gene Ontology annotation, biological process: detection of stimulus involved in sensory perception; negative regulation of MAPK cascade.
UGUCAACAACAGUGGAAUAAAAACGGAAUUCAUCAAAUAUUCAUUGCUCUAUAAAGGUCAUGAACUGCAUCAGAGAUGAUCAAGGAAAAGAUGUAUUAUAUGACGCCUCUGGAAAGGAAUGUAAAUCACAUGUACACACGUCAAUACAAGAAUAUUUUGAAAAAGCAUCUGCUAUACAUGCACACACACAGGCACACACGUACGCACGCACACACGUACGCAAGUACACACACACACAGAUUCAUUUCAUACACAAAUAUAAGUGAAAGUUGCUUUUUGACAUUUUCAAACUUUGUGAACAUUCAUUUUACACCAGCACCUGCGUUUAGUCUGUCGAAAAGCUAUUCACUUGAAAUACAAAGAUACAAAUGUACUUUGACCUGAGAUGAACUUGUGAAUCAAAGGAAUCAUGUGUGUGUGUGACCUUGACUCCCAUCUGUCAGGAGAAAUGCCAGCCGCCAUGUGUGAAGGAAGCUCAUUCUCAGCAAAUCACCUUCAGCUCAAUAAAGACAUGCAUUGUUUCACCAGCUGAUAUUUAUCGAUAUUUAAUCAUCAUCAUGGUUCACAUGUGUAGGUAGGGUUAGCUGUACUUCAAGCCUGUCAAGGGUGUGUAUUAUAUCUAUUCAGUGUGACAGGUUCACUAACAAUCAGUAGUUACAAAUGUUUAGAAAUAAUGAUGUUUUUACACAUAAUAAAUAAAGGUAAAAGAUACUGCCAAUAACCUAAAUUGAUGUUUGGAAAUUAUCUUUUUUUUCAGAACACACAGAAGAUAAAUAAAUCUUCACAGGUUCACGGCGGGCUGGAUCUGACGUCACCCCUCACAGCGUUCCAAAAGAAUAUUUACCCCGUCCUGAUCCACUAACACAACAUUCACUAAAUAAAACUACUUAUUUUCUUAUGGAACCUCACUUUUUAUCUAUAAUCCUUAACUAAAUCUGGUGGGGUUACUAGCAAACAGACGGUAAAUGACCUCUGACCCCAUCUGGAUUCUGAGGUAAAUCUGAGCUGCAGUCCUGUUAAUCCUAAUCUAUCCGUGAUCACGUGAUGGAGGAAAAACCCUAAUCAUAUCUCCGUCACGUUCACAUAGAAAACAUGUUCUCUCUGCUGCUUCUGCCAACAAUCUGAUGUGGUGAGUUCUUCUUUUAGAUGAUAGGAUACACAUGCAUCUAUUUUGUUGCAUUUGAUGUCUGCAGUUCUCUUGAUAUAUUUAGCAUGUGUACCAGUGGCGGCUCCAGACAAUUUUGAUUGGGGGGGCAAUGGGGGGUCCUGGUCAUUUCAAGGGGGGUCUCAUGAAAACCAAAAAAAAUAAAUACAGUGGACACGGCUAAUAACUGCAUAUUACUGCUACUAAACAAAUAAAACCAGAUCGAUGCACACUGUGAAAAAAAUGACGACAGGCAAAACAAAAAGCAGCUUCUUUUGACAGAAUAUUCAAGCCACUGGUACUGUUUGAACCACGAGUAACUAAAACCCCUGGAUGCUAGCUGCCCCUGCGAUCCAAAAGAACGACACGGUUAUGAUUUUAAUUAAGCUGUCUUGGUUUCUCGGCUGGGCCAUGGCUUAAAUCCCCCGUUAAAUCCAUUCCAUUUCUAAUAAGUAUUUGCAACAUUAAGUGCAUAAUGAAAAUAAAAAUUCAAUUAUAUCAAUUACAUUUGUAUUCAUAAAAAGGAACUCCCAAAUGUAAUUGAUAUUAUUGAAUUUUUAUUUUCAUUUUGCACUUAAUGUUGCACAUAUUUAUUUGAAAUGUAUAUUUAGAUACACGAUUGCAUUGUCAAUUUACAUACUGCAUUGCCAUUUUGCAUAUUACAUUGCAAAUUGAAUUUUACAACACACGCUUCCAUAUGCGAGUUGCUCCGGUCCCACCUCCUCAUCCUCCAAUUCCUCGGUGUCCUCUAUUUCUAAUUCUAGUAUCAAGCAAGGCUCGCCCUCCACUGCAACGGGUAUAUUUUCAGUCCUAUUUCCAUCUGCUGUCAAUUUGUUUUUAGGUAUGACGAAGCGAUCCAUUUUUAGCUUCAAGAUAUAAAGUGCGUUGCAGCACUUACGGGCUCGCGGCAGCGCCUUGAACGCAAUGACGCAAGGCGCAGCGGCAGCAACGUUCAUGGGGCGUCGCAGUGAUUCUUAUGUUUAUAUUUCGAAUAAAUUAUGAAUUAUUAUUGUUCUGCAUAGUUUGAAGAGGACCAUUGUUAAAUCUUUAUCCCGGAUAUAUAUAUUUUAAUAUAUAUUAAAUAUUUUUUAAUCAGGGAGGGGGUGGGGGGUCAAAUGGGGGGUCAAGGCGUUUUUUGGGUGGGUCUUGAGACCCCCCAAGACCCCCCCUGGCGCCGCCGGUGAUGUGUACAUAGAUGUGAAGCACUGUAAACGGUGAAUGUGUGUUUGUGUGUGUUUGUGUGUGUUGGUGCAGUGAAAUGGGAUGCAGAGUCACUAAAUCAAACAAACAGCAGCGGAUACAACGUAAGCGAGGUGUGUAAAUGUCCAGAUCAGUGACUCUAUAAAACACAAGGACACGUUCACAUUUUAAAGAGCUGUCUCUCUCCGUCUGUCUUUCUCUUUCGUAGCAAUUGUCUCAGUUCCAGGUAAUUAAUCUGGUUUAUUUGUCUGGAGGACAUCUUAUUACUGCUGCGGUGAAUCUGAAUGAUUGAAUGUGUUUUCUCUCUGUGUCUGAAGCGUCACACACAGCGGUCACAGGUGAGACGCGCACACACACACACACACACAGGUGUUUCUGUGAAUGUGAUGAAAGUCACCGCUCUGUUUCUCUGCAGCCAUGCGCGCAGCUCUUCUCAUCCAGCGCUGGUACCGUCAGUAUGUUGCUCGGCUGGAGAUGAGACGUCGCUGCUCCUGGAACAUCUUUCAGUCUAUAGAAUAUUCUGGAGAACAGGAUCAUAUCAAGCUUUACAACUUCUUUGGUUGUCUGAUGGAUCAUUUCACACCUGCCAGCAGCCAAAAAAAGUGGAUCUCGCACAUAUUUCAUGAGAGUGAUGCGUUUCAGGAUAUGGAGUUGGAGAGAUAUUUCUCUUAUAAAAUCAUUGAGGUUCCAGAUGUUUACUCUGGACCUCAUCUUACAUUCCCAUUGACCAUCUCUAAUGUCACGGAGCUCGUGGACGCCUUCAAAAACAAACAAAAGCUUCAUGCUCAUUACGUGCUGCGGCUGCUGGAGAAAACACUGAUGCUCCUGCGCUUUCUGCCCAACAUCAAUCACGUGUCCACCUGCAAAUACAAAGAAAUCACCAUCUGCGGAGAUCUGCAUGGACAUCUGGAAGAUUUGUUGUUGAUCUUUUACAAAAACGGUUUUCCUUCAGCGGAGACGCCGUAUGUUUUUAAUGGAGACUUUGUUGACCGAGGGAAAGAAUCCAUCGAGAUUCUGCUGGUUCUGUUUGCCUUUCAGCUGCUGUAUCCACAUGAUGUUCAUCUGAACAGAGGAAACCAUGAAGAUCACAUUGUAAACUUGAGAUAUGGGUUCACAAAAGAAGUUCUGGGAAAAUAUCGCGUUCAUGGGAAACAGAUUCUCAGACUCCUGCAGAAGAUCUUCAGCUGGUUGCCGCUGGUGACGGUAAUAGAUCACAAAGUUCUGAUUCUACACGGAGGAAUUUCAGACAAGACCGAUCUCAACCUGAUUUCCAAACUGGACAGACAACGGUUUGUUUCGGCGUUCAGGCCCAUGCGGGGUGAAGCGUCCGUCAGGCAGGAGGAAGCAGAGAGAGAUGACGGGCGGAGGAGAGUUCAGUCACUCUCUUACAGUACAGCUGUGCGGCUAAGACCCGAUAUCCCGCGUCAUUCACUGCACUCUGCGUCCAGACGAGACGUUGGAUCCGUGGAGGAGGAACUGAGCGAGAGACGUCGUCUGGCCGGUCUUGGUCUGACGUCAGACCAGGGUUCUGCUAAAGAUCUGCAGACGGAAGCGUGGAAACAGAUAGUGGAUGUCCUGUGGAGCGACCCGAUGCCUCAGAACGGAUGCGUACCCAAUGACGUCCGAGGGGGCGGCUGUUACUGGGGUCCGGACGUCACACAAAAAGUGCUGGACAGACACAAACUUCAGCUGCUGAUCAGAUCACACGAGUGCAAACAAGAGGGUUACGAGUUCUGCCACAACCGCAGGGUUCUGACCAUAUUUUCAGCCUCAAAUUAUUAUGACGUGGGCAGUAACAGAGGCGCUUACAUACAUUUGGGUCCUGACCACAUUCCUCAUUUUAAACCGUUUCAGGCCAGCCGGACAACCCGGGAGCUGACGCUCAGACAGAGUGUGGGGAGAACGGAACGCUCAGCUUUACAGGCUCUGAGGAUGCUGCUGUUCACACACAAAUCUGAACUGAUGCGAGAGUUUCUUCAACACGACCCCCAGCACACAGGUCUGAUCUCUUUGAGGAGUUGGGCAGUUGCCAUGGAGACGGUUCUGCAUCUGAGUCUCCCGUGGAGGGUUCUGAGAUCUCAGCUGGUGUCAAGCUCAAAUGAUGGGAUGCUGAACUAUGACGAUUGGUUCAACCAGCUGUCUAUAAUCCAGCCCAACGCUAAAAUUGCCAACACGAGUCUGCUGGAGACCCUUUACAAACAUCAUUCAAACCUAGAGACCAUCUUCAGAAUGAUCGACACGGAUCAUUCAGGUCUGAUCUCAUUUGAGGAGUUUCAUCAGACAUGGAAGCUGUUAAGCUCUCACCUACAGACCAACAUCUCUGAUAAAGCCAUCUCAGAACUGGCCGAGAGCAUCGACUUCAACAAGGACGGAAGCAUCGACAUCAAUGAGUUCAUGGAGGCCUUUCGACUGGUGGAACAAUCUAGAGCUGAUAGGAAACCAUCACCGACCACAGGUCAACGAACAACAGAUAAACUAACAACAACACAAAAUCUGUCCGACAUCACCCGUUGAUCACAGCUCCAGUCCAACAACAUGUCUGAAUG